AUGAGCCGCCAAUUUAGCUCUCGGUCAGCAUUUAGCUCCAGGAGCAGGCGGUUUUACAGCAUUGGCUCUUCCACAGUCUCUCGUGGUGGGAGUCGGGCUGUGGGGUCUGUGUGUCAGGCCCGAGGCAGGUGUGGUGGUGGUGGUGGUGGUGGUGGUGGUGGUGGUGGUUGUGGGUAUGGGAACCAAGCCAGGGGGUUUGGUUCUAGGAGCCUCUACAAUCUGGGAGGCAGUAAGAGCAUCUCCAUUAGCUUAGUGGGGAGAAGUGCCAGUGGUUUCUGCCAGGGUGGGGGAGGGAGAGGGGGAUUUGGAGGGGGCAGAAGCUUUGGGGGUGGUGGCUUUGGAGGUGGUGGCUAUGGGGGAGGUGGUUUUGGAGGUAGCAAUUUUGGGCUUGGGGGCUUUGGUCCUUCCUGCCCCCCGGGGGGCAUCCAAGAGGUGACUAUUAACCAGAGCCUCCUGCAGCCGCUUCACUUGGAGGUGGACCCUGAAAUUCAGAAAGUCAAGACCCGGGAGCGGGAGCAGAUCAUGGUCCUCAAUAACAAGUUUGCCUCCUUCAUCGACAAGGUGCGAUUCCUGGAGCAACAGAAUCAGGUGCUACAAACAAAAUGGGAGCUGCUGCAACAGGUGAACACCUCUACCCGGACCAAUAACCUGGAGCCCAUCUUGGAGAGGUACAUCGGUGAGCUGCAGAGGCAGGUGGAUUUUCUCAAUGCGGAGCAGAUGCGCCAGAACACGGAAAUCAGGAGUAUGCAGGAUGUCGUGGAGGACUACAAGAACAAAUAUGAGGAAGAAAUCAACCGGAGGGCCAGCACUGAGAAUGACUUUGUCGUCCUGAAGAAGGAUGUGGAUGCUGCUUACAUGAGCAAGGUGGACCUGCAGUCCAAGGCAGAUGCUCUGUUUGGGGAAGUCAAUUUCCUGAAAUAUUUAUUUGAUAUGGAGCUGUCCCAGAUGCAGACACACAUCAGCGAUACCAAUGUCAUCUUGUCUAUGGACAAUAACCGCUCCCUGGAUCUGGACAGCAUCAUUGAUGCAGUGCGGACCCAGUAUGAGCUGAUCGCACAGAAGAGCAAGGACGAGGCCGAGGCGCUGUACCAGACCAAGUACCAGGAGCUCCAGAUCUCGGCAGGAAGACACGGAGAUGAGCUGAAGAGCAGCAAGAUGGAGAUUGUUGAGCUGAACCGCACCAUCCAGAGGCUGCAAGCAGAGAUCAGCAACAUUAAGAAGCAGAUUGAGCAGAUGCACGCGGCCAUUUCGGAUGCAGAGGAGAGAGGAGAGCAGGCCCUGCAGGACGCGCAGCAGAAGCUGCAGGGCAUGGAGGAGGCCUUGCAACAGGCCAAAGAGGAGCUGGCCCGGCUGCUGCGAGACUACCAGGCGCUGCUGGGGGCCAAGCUGUCCUUGGACGUGGAGAUCGCCACCUACCGCAAGCUGCUGGAGGGCGAGGAGAGCAGGAUGUCAGGGGAGCUGCAGAGCCACGUGAGCAUCUCUGUGCAGAGCAGCCAGACCACCGUCAGCGGUGGGGGAGGCGGCGGUUACAGCAGUGGCGGCUACAGUGGCGGCAGCUCUCGCAGGGGUGGCGGCGGCUACGGCGGCGGCGGCGGCGGCGGCGGGGGCUCCCGAGGGGGCAGUGGAGGUGGUUAUUCGGGCGGCACCAGUGGGAGCUACGGAGGGAGCAGCAGGGGCAGCAGCAAGUACGGUGGCAGAGGCGGCGGGGGCUCUUCCCGCGUGCAGAUCAUCCAGACUUCCACCAACACCUCCCACAGGAGAAUCGUGGAGUAGAGGAAAGGCUCACUCCAGUCCCCCCAGCCCCCAUCAGCAGGGCUCUCUCCUGUGCCCUCCCCCAUGCCCUUCCGGAACCCCUCUCACUUACCUUUUCCUUAUGGGUCUCAGCAGUUUUGCCAAUACAUCCCACUCUCGCCAGGCAAGCAGGUAGAUAGUGGAUAACCCCCAACAGCAGAUCUGUCUCCAGAGGGUGCUGGCUGCCAGGCAGAGUCACAGCCAGACACACUCUCAACUCAGACUCCACUGGGCUGGCCCCGCUCCCGCCCCUGGGAACACCCAAGCGCCCCAGUUUAGAGAUGGAGAAA
Molecule: messenger RNA, 2081 nt
Organism: Hyaena hyaena (striped hyena)
Lineage: Eukaryota; Metazoa; Chordata; Mammalia; Carnivora; Hyaenidae
Product: keratin, type II cytoskeletal 1b-like
Exons: 9
Coding region: 1-1773 (590 amino acids)
Biological process (GO): keratinization; intermediate filament organization
Cellular component (GO): keratin filament
Molecular function (GO): structural constituent of skin epidermis
Source: RefSeq, a predicted model, not a curated record